Messenger RNA from Closterium sp. NIES-65, 534 nucleotides. The record is from the annotation of a GenBank genome assembly. NCBI's taxonomy places the organism in Eukaryota, Viridiplantae, Streptophyta, Zygnematophyceae, Desmidiales, Closteriaceae.
AUGCACGUGGACGUGAACGUGAACGUGAACGUGGACGUGGACGUGAACGUGGACGUGGACGUGAACGUGGACGUGAACGUGAACGUGGACGUGAACGUGAACGUGAACGUGGACGUGGACGUGAACGUGGACGUGAACGUGAACGUGGACGUGGACGUGCACGUGGACGUGAACGUGGACGUGGACGUGAACGUGGACGUGGACGUGAACGUGGACGUGAACGUGGACGUGGACGUGGACGUGGACACAUGGUCGUGGACCUUGACGUGGACGUGGUCGUGGUCGUGGACGUGGUCGUGGACGUGGACAUGGACGUGGACGUGGACGUUGACGUGGACGUGGACGUGGACAUGGACGUGGACGUGGACGUGGACGUGGACGUGGUCGUGGACAUGGACGUGGACGUGGACGUGGACGUGGACGUGGACGUGGGCGUUGGCGUGGGCGUGGACGUGGACGUGGACGUGGACGUGGACGUGGACGUGGGCGUUGACGUGGUCGUGGACGUGGUUGUGGACGUGGACGUGGACGUGA